Coturnix japonica (Japanese quail) is the source of this 3994-nucleotide messenger RNA. RefSeq names its product muskelin 1 (gene MKLN1). Gene Ontology annotation, molecular function: protein binding. Lineage: Eukaryota; Metazoa; Chordata; Aves; Galliformes; Phasianidae. The record is from RefSeq and is a predicted model, not a curated record. Gene Ontology annotation, cellular component: cytoplasm.
AGCUCGGCCCCGCCCCUCCCGCGGUCGCUGCUGACAACAAGAUGGCGGCGGCGGGGCCGGCGGGCCCCGAGAGCCGGGUGUUGGGUUAUACUUUACACCGCUGGAGCAGCUUUUCUUCCACUUAUUUACCCGAGAACAUUUUGGUGGACAAACCCAAUGAUCAGUCCUCGAGGUGGUCUUCUGAAAGCAAUUAUCCUCCCCAGUAUUUGAUUCUGAAACUUGAAAGACCUGCCAUAGUCCAGAGUAUCACGUUUGGCAAAUACGAGAAAACACAUGUCUGCAAUUUAAAGAAGUUUAAAGUCUUCGGUGGGAUGAAUGAGGAAAACAUGACAGAUCUCUUAUCCAGUGGCUUAAAGAAUGAUUAUAACAAAGAAACAUUCACCUUGAAGCAUAAAAUUGAUGAGCAGAUGUUCCCCUGUCGAUUCAUUAAGAUAGUUCCACUCUUAUCCUGGGGACCUAGCUUCAAUUUUAGUAUCUGGUACGUUGAACUUAAUGGCAUUGAUGAUCCAGAUGUAGUCCAACCGUGCCUCAACUGGUACAGCAAGUACCGUGAACAGGAAGCCAUUCGCCUUUGCCUAAAGCAUUUUCGUCAGCACAACUACACUGAAGCUUUUGAGUCGCUGCAGAAGAAAACCAGGAUUGCUCUGGAGCACCCUAUGUUGACAGACCUGCAUGACAAACUAGUGUUGAAGGGAGACUUUGAUGCUUGUGAAGAACUGAUAGAAAAAGCUGUGAAUGAUGGCUUAUUCAAUCAGUAUAUCAGUCAACAAGAAUACAAACCUCGCUGGGGACAGAUUAUCCCCAAAAGCUCCAAAGGUGAUGGGGAAGACAGCCGACCAGGGAUGAGAGGAGGCCAUCAGAUGGUUAUAGAUGUUCAAACAGAAACUGUUUAUUUGUUUGGUGGCUGGGAUGGAACUCAAGACCUGGCUGACUUUUGGGCAUACAGUGUGAAGGAAAACCAGUGGACUUGUAUAUCCAGAGAUACCGAGAAAGAGAGUGGGCCCAGUGCCAGAUCUUGUCACAAAAUGUGCAUUGAUAUUCAACGAAGACAGAUCUACACGCUGGGUCGCUACCUGGAUUCCUCUGUGAGGAACAGCAAAUCUCUGAAAAGUGACUUCUAUCGCUAUGACAUUGACACGAACACAUGGAUGCUACUGAGUGAAGACACUGCAGCUGAUGGGGGUCCAAAGCUGGUGUUCGAUCAUCAGAUGUGUAUGGAUUCUGAAAAACACAUGAUAUAUACCUUCGGAGGCAGAAUUUUGACCUGUAAUGGCAGUGUUGAUGACAGCAGAGCCAGCGAACCACAGUUCAGUGGAUUGUUUGCUUUCGACUGCCAGUGUCAGACAUGGAAACUUCUGAGAGAGGAUUCCUGUAAUGCUGGACCUGAGGAUAUCCAGUCCCGAAUAGGCCACUGUAUGUUGUUCCAUUCUAAAAAUCGUUGCUUAUAUGUAUUUGGUGGCCAGAGAUCAAAAACUUACUUGAAUGAUUUCUUCAGCUACGAUGUAGACAGCGACCAUGUGGAUAUCAUAUCAGAUGGUACAAAGAAAGAUUCAGGGAUGGUUCCAAUGACAGGAUUCACUCAAAGGGCUACCAUUGAUCCAGAACUGAAUGAAAUCCAUGUCUUGUCCGGGCUCAGUAAAGAUAAGGAGAAGCGGGAAGAGAAUGUAAGGAAUUCUUUCUGGAUUUAUGACAUUGUGAGAAACAGCUGGUCUUGUGUCUAUAAAAAUGACCAAGCAGCCAAAGAAAAUCCAGGUAAAAGUCUUCAGGAAGAAGAGCCCUGCCCAAGAUUUGCCCAUCAACUGGUUUACGAUGAGCUGCACAAGGUUCAUUAUUUAUUUGGAGGAAAUCCUGGCAAGUCCUGCUCUCCAAAGAUGAGAUUAGAUGAUUUCUGGUCUCUGAAGCUCUGUCGACCUUCAAAGGAAUAUCUGCUAAGACACUGCAAAUACCUCAUAAGGAAGCACAGGUUUGAAGAAAAAGCUCAGACUGAUCCGCUUAGUGCACUGAAGUACCUACAGAAUGAUUUGUAUGUAACUGUGGAUCACUCAGACCCUGAGGAGACAAAAGAGUUUCAGCUUCUUGCCUCAGCUUUAUUUAAGUCUGGCUCGGAUUUCACCACUCUCGGAUUUUCAGAUGUUGAUCACACUUACGCGCAGAGAACUCAGCUGUUUGACACAUUAGUCAACUUCUUUCCGGACAACAUGACCCCUCCUAAAGGCAACUUGGUAGACCUCAUCACGCUGUGACAGAGCAAUCACUGGACAUACGGAAGAGGGGAAAAGCAUCCAUUUUCAGUAUUUUAAUUUGUUUUUUUUUUUACUGCAUUGAUUGACUGCUGGGAUGAAGUUAUAUAGUAACCCCUAGGUGUUUGAAAGGGGUUUUAUACUUGUAUGGUGAAUCCCUGAAGCUUUUCCCUUGGAGUAGGUUAAUAAAAAUGUAACUGACGUACUUCUGACUAAAUAUAUAUAUAUUUUUUCUGACAUUGAAUUUUGAGUUAGCAAACCUAAGGAGAAAAGAGAGGGGAGGAGAAUAAAAUAAAACCCCAUCGUGCAGUGAACGCUUUUCCCUCUAGAGGAAAAUUGAGAUUCGUGGGCUGUCUGGAAUUAAAUAUGAUGGGUUUUAUUUUGGGUUUCAUGGGAAAGGGGGCGGUGGUUCUUUGCUCAUUCGUAGCUAGUCAUGAUAUAUUGCUUUGUCCUACAAGUCCAUCCUCAGCAGCUGAAUAACUUGGCAGCAAGACACUGGCGUGUGUUGAGGUAAUAGUAAUAUAUGUGUCUUGAGUCUUGUAAUCGCAGGGUGUCAUGUGAAGGGAGCAUGUGUUACAAAUUGUCUGUCUUCUCUUCUGAGAACCCGGCUGGCAGCAGUGUCUGAUUGCAUUUGAUAUCUGUCUAAACCUAAAUGCCUAUCUUCCGUUCUCUGGAGCCUUCCACAUGGACCUGACGGUCACGUGGGAGCCUUGGAGAAACUGUCAGUAAACAGGAGUGCAGGGGUUGUCUGCCCAGGCUCCUUAUCAGGGAUCGCUCUGUUUCCAGUGCCAUGCUCUCCUGAUGAAAAACUCUGCAGGUCCUCACAACGCACUGACUGCAGAACUGGGUCUUCCACUCACUCACCCAACAUCUGCAACCUGACUCCAGGUUGGGUGUAGGAUUUCCGAAGCAGAUUGUGUUCGUUUACAUACACCUAUGCUUCUGUGUGCAUUUGUCAGUGUGUAAAUGUAAAGAGGUUUGCUCCAAACAGUUUGUCUUCUGUUUGUGUAGUGCAGUUUCUUUACUUUAAAACGCAUUUUAGACCUUGCUCUGAAUGUGAAGGAGGCCUUUUUAGCAUAAACUCCUUUAAAAAGCAAGCUGAUGCAUAUGAAUAGAAAAUAUAUUCUUCUUUGCUGAAAGCCUUCUUUAUAAAUAAGGUAAGGGCUUGGUGCUGCACUAUAAAGUGGAAUGAAGGAUACUCAUACCAAGCAUUAGCAGAUUUUGCGUUCAGUGUCAAUAAGCAAUUCAAUACAAAACUGGCUGAUGUAAAUACAUAUAUGCAACUGCAAAGCUUUAUGUCCAGAAAUGUUCGUGCCAGCAGGGUACCAUUGCUGCACUCACUAUGGCUACACGGCUCCUGUUGAACUUGAUGGAAGUCCUGUGUGUGUGUGUGUGUGCAAAGAUGAUUUGAACUCUUGAAAUAAAAGAGUUAGUGAAGUGUCUUUUCCAGAGCUUGAGUUGUCUGCUUGCUUUGAUUGCAUUGUAUUGCCUCUUUAAUCAUGUUCUUUGUGCAACUUCCGUAGUUCUGCUAUGUUAGAAAUAAAUUUUAAACCUCCAUACUAGUGAUUAAUCACCCAGAAAGGAACAAUGUGUUAGAGGUUGUGGGCUUUGCUUUGUCUCCAGGGAGGACUGUAUAGAUGCGGAGUUUUAAGUAACCUGUAACUUGAGACUGCUUAGGAAUUGUAUACUUCAGUGGUCAGCAAAUCAGGUGUCUGUUGAAGAAUACGCAGUGCAGUAAAUGAAAUUUGAUGAAA